Molecule: messenger RNA, 612 nt
Organism: Sphaerulina musiva SO2202
Lineage: Eukaryota; Fungi; Ascomycota; Dothideomycetes; Mycosphaerellales; Mycosphaerellaceae
Exons: 1
Coding region: 1-612 (203 amino acids)
Source: RefSeq, a predicted model, not a curated record
AUGUUGACUUGGAUCAAACACCGCAGUGGUUUGAGCACCCGCGGCCGGAAGAAGUAUCAGCACUCGAGAACAGACAGCUCGGGUUCUGAUUCUAGCACUUGCACGACAUCCUCGGUGGACAGUGGAGCAAGUACGGUUCGAACAACCAUCACAGCUCAAACUGACCCAGAUGUGUGUACGGAUCUUCGAAGCAACCACCAAGAUCGCAAGAACUCCUGGGAUUCCAAGACGGGGUUUCGCUCUAGAUCUCCCAGCUUCUCCUCAAUCAAGACUUCGGAAUCCCUUCUCAGUUUUGAGUGUAUUGGUGACGAGGCGAUUGCGAUCGCCACAACAGCGACAAUCACGAGGUGUAAAGCGAAUACCUCGGUGAGAAUCGUCGAUCGACCUCGUCUCCGAAGAGCCAAAUCGGAGUUCUUUUUCGACCGGACACCUGGAGCGACGUCGCCGAAGACACAGUCAAAAGAAUUGUGCUUCGAAGGUCGACAGAACUCUCGGGAGCAGGCGAGGUCCAGAGACGGAUUGUGUCCCAUUGGACCUUUUGCACCACACGGCGCUCACGCCUGUCACUACCUCCAUCUUCCCGUGUCACCUCCAGUCGGAGUGGCGCAGUAG